CUCAUGACAUGAGACGCCCCGAUUGUCGACGCUCGUCACCUCUGUCGUCCCCCGCUCUCUCUUUGUGCAAGGGCGGAAGAGAAGCCCUAUAAAGUAUCAGCAGAGGAGGAAUAAGGAAGCGCUAGAAUUGUGUGGGUAUAACCGUAUAGGUGAAAUAAAAACCUCUGGAGGAAGAGGGAGGAGGAUAGUAGUAAGAUGGACGACGAUCAGGAGAUGGAGCGGUUCGGGAUGGAGAACGACUACGAGGGUGGCCAGUGGAUCGGCGGCGAGUUCCUCUACCGCAAUCGUAAGGAGAAGCGCCUUCAGACCAGGGAGGACGUCCUCUAUGGCGUCUUCGCCGCCUCCGACUCUGAUUCCGAAGCCGAGGGCUCCUUCCGCCGCGGCCGUCGCGGAGGCAUCUCGAAAAAGUCCGACAUUUCGAAGCCUGUCAAUUUCGUUUCCACCGGCUCCAUGCCUUCCGAAGAGGUGGACCGCCCUGAAGAGUCUUCGAAAACUGAAGCUCCAGGGGUCGGGUUAGGGUUUGGGUUGAACCAGGGGACAGGGUUGGGUUUCCAAUCGGAGGCUGCUCUGUCGAAGAAGGAGAAGAAUAGGGGUGGGUCUGAGGAGGAUGAUGAGGACACUUUUCUGCCUACCGCCUUUGGGAGGAUCAUCAAGGAAGGGGCACGUAGGAGGGAGAAGGAGAGGGAGAGCGCGGAGAUGGCAGCGGCGAAAAGCGAGAAGAAGACCAGGGGAGGGAGAGAGGCGGAAUUCGGCGGCAGUGUUGGGGAGUUCGAGAGGCACACGAAGGGGAUCGGUUUGAAAUUGUUGGAGAAGAUGGGAUACAAGAAAGGUGAAGGUUUGGGGAAGAAUGCCCAGGGGAUCGUCGCCCCCAUCGAAGCGAAAUUGCGGCCCAAGAAUAUGGGCAUGGGAUUCAACGAUUUCAAGGAGGCAAAUGCAGGCUUGCCACCGCUCCCGGCAUUGGAAGAGAGAGACUCGAAGGCUAGCGCAACUGUCUCAGAGUCACGGCCAAGGGAAAGGCUGUGGUCCAGGCACAACAGAGGAAGAAAGAAGGAAUAUGUGACGCCUGAGGAAUUGUUAGCGAAGAAGCAGGAUACGGGGCCAGAGGUGGUUCAGAAAGUAUUGGAUAUGAGGGGUGCACAAGUGAGGGUAUUGAAGAACUUGGAAAAUCUGAAUGAGGAGGACAUGGCGGUUGAGGAGCGGGUGCCGAUGCCGGAAUUGCAGCACAAUGUGAGGCUGAUUGUUGAUUUGGCAGAGGCAGAUAUAUAUAAGAUUGACCGGGAGUUAAGGCAGGAGAAGGAGACGAUGGCGGUGCUUGUCAAGGAGAAGGAAAGGCUCAGAGAGACAGAGGGCAGGCAGAAACAGCAAUUGGGCAUCAUGGUGGAGAUAUUGGGCACCAUUCGGAAGGUUAGGGAGGAGAAUCUGACUGGUUCUUUGACGUUGAAAUCGCUGGCAAGUACGUUCGGAGAUUUGAAGAAGAGAUACAAAGACGAUUAUAAGUUGUGCAACUUGUCGUGCAUUGCUUGUUCAUUUGCCGUCCCUUUACUGAUCAAGGUUUUCCAAGGAUGGGAUCCUCUGUUGAAUCCCAGCAAGGGUCUGGACUUAAUGCCAGUAUGGAAGACUCUAUUACAUGGGGAGGAGCCCAUUGAUUAUGGAACGUAUGAUAAUUCGGAGGCCAAUAUGAAUUCACCGUAUACGGAGCUUGUAAUGGAGGUUAUCUUUCCAGCGGUAAGAAUUUCUGCCACAAACUCGUGGGAGCCAAGAGACCCGGAGCCACUGUUAGGAUUUCUGGAAUCCUGGCAUGAGUUGAUCCCUCAGCCUGUUCUUCACAAUAUAUUAGACACUAUAGUAAUGCCUAAGUUGGCGACUGCAGUUGAUUCAUGGGAUCCACGUAGAGAAACGGUUCCAAUUCAUGUUUGGUUGCAUCCAUGGCUUCCUUGGCUAGGUCAGAAGAUGGAGCCCCUCUAUCACCCGAUUCGGUAUAAGUUGGGAAAUGUUCUUCAUGCGUGGCAUGCAAGUGAUGCUUCUGCUUUUGCCAUGUUAUCUCCUUGGAGAACGGUUUUUGAUCCUAAUAAUUGGGAACAACUAGUCGUUCGUUACAUAGUCCCAAAGUUGAUCAGUGCAUUGCAGGAAUUCCAGAUUAAUCCAGCUAAUCAGAAACUUGAUCAGUUUUACUGGGUGAUGACGUGGACAUCUUCAAUUCCUAUUCAUCAUAUGGUGGCCAUACUGGAGACUGGGUUUUUCUCCAAAUGGCUUCAAGUUUUAUAUCAUUGGUUGUGCUCAAAUCCAAACUUUGAGGAAGUAAUGCAAUGGUAUUUGGGUUGGAAAGGGCUGUUCCCGCAGGAGUUGCUUGCCAAUGAACGUAUAAGGUAUCAACUAAAUGUCGGUCUCAACAUGAUGACUCAAGCGGCCGAAGGAGCAGUCGUGGUCCAACCAGGCGCUAGGGAGAAUGUUAGCUAUCUUAGAAUAACCGAGCAAAGGCAGUUUGAGGCUCAACAGCAAGCAGCUUAUGCUCAGCAGCAGUCAGUCGGUACUGCAAAUGGUGUCCCUGAGUCAAACCUGAAGGAAUUUCUUGAGACUUAUGCACGAGAUAAUGAUAUCAAGUUUUUGCCUAAAGUGGGAAGAAUGCAUGACGGUCUUCAGAUAUAUGGUUUUGGUAGCAUUAGCGUAUGUGUGGAUUCUGUAAACCGAGUGAUAUUUGCUCAAAGUGGAGAAAGAUGGUCUGCUGUAUCAAUGGAUGAGUUGCUAGGGAUGCAUAGGGCUCGAGGGAUGAGAGGUCGGGGAUAAGCCAAUUUGUCAAGACGAACCAAAAAAUGGGAAGGGGGCCUCAAGGACAGCAGAUAGGUGGACGGGAGUCUCGUGAUUUCGGCCGACACCGACCACUACUCCAGUCGAGCUUGGGUCGGUUGGAAGUGCAACACCCCGGGGAUGUGACCUGAGCAAUUUCUCAGUGAAUGGUCGCUGGUGGUAACAACGUCGUGCAGAUGGACAACAGUGGCGGAGGUCUGCAGAACAAGGGAAGGGCACCUCAAGAACAGUUGAUAGGCGAACGUGAAUCUUGUGAUUCUGGCCGACACCGACCACCACUCUGGUCAAGCUCGGGUCGGUUGGAAAUGCAACACCCUGGGGAUGUGACCUGAGCAAUUUCUUGGCAAAUGGUCACCAGUGGUAACAACGCCGUGUAGAUGAACGGCGGCAGAGGUCUGCAGAAUAGGAGAAGGGCAUCAUGGGGACAGCAGAACGGCCACUGGGGUUUGGUUGAUUCCGGACGACUUAGACCUCGGUUCCAAUCGAGCUUGGGUCCAUUGGAUUUAACGACAACACACCGGAGAUACUGGCUAAGCAGUAUCACAGCAAAUGGUCGCCGAUGGCGACAACAUCAUGUCGAAGAACAGCUACUGGAACCUUUCUUCUUCACGCGUGCAGGGAAAGGACACGAUGGAGGUUCUUUUUUGUUCUUCUUUUUUGUUGUUGGGUGGUGUAGGGAAGAUGAAAGGUAAACAGCCAAUAAUCUUCAAGAACUUGCAUGAAACAGCCAAUAGCCAAUAGCAAGAAUUUUUUUUUUAGAAGCAAAAAAGAAUUGGCAGGAAGCUUUCAUUUUUAUUUUAAAGCAGGUCUUAUACAACUUGACCUAAGCGCAACUCCAAUUGGACAUAAAAGGAAAUUUCAAUUUCAUGUCCGACCUAUAGAUAGUUGAAAAA
This is a messenger RNA of Nymphaea colorata (pocket water lily), 3698 nucleotides long. RefSeq names its product septin and tuftelin-interacting protein 1 homolog 1. Gene Ontology annotation, cellular component: U2-type post-mRNA release spliceosomal complex. The transcript is spliced from 2 exons. Gene Ontology annotation, biological process: spliceosomal complex disassembly. The record is from RefSeq and is a predicted model, not a curated record. NCBI's taxonomy places the organism in Eukaryota, Viridiplantae, Streptophyta, Magnoliopsida, Nymphaeales, Nymphaeaceae. Bases 196 to 2784 code for a protein of 862 amino acids. Gene Ontology annotation, molecular function: nucleic acid binding.